AUGAAAACCCAGAUACUUCCCACAACUCUGAGGAAGAGGGCACACCUGCUUUUAGCUGCAGGUAUAAAUUUUAGUCUCCCAGCCCCACUCUAGAACACUCAGCUACUACUGACACCAUGAAGUUCAGCCUGUUCCUUGCCCUCUGCUUCCCCUUCUGCCUGGUGGGCAUCGCCAGCUCAGAAAAGACCUCAGCCCAUCUCGAGCGAGAGGCUCCCCAGGAACUGCUCCAAACUCUGCCUGCCCUGUGCCGGCUCCCCCCCGUCGAGGGCCCCUGCCGAGGCCGUUUCUACCGCUAUUUCUACAACUCUACAGCCCAUGAAUGUGAGCACUUCACCUACGGUGGCUGUCGGGGCAAUGCCAACAACUUUGAGACCACAGAGAUGUGUCUGAGGGUCUGCAAACCCCCCGGUGAGUCCUCUUACAGAAACGGCAGAAGCAAAGGUGGCCAUCGGGUGGUGGUGCUCGUGGGAAGGGAGACGGUAGGAUGA
Messenger RNA from Felis catus (domestic cat), 488 nucleotides. RefSeq names its product colostrum trypsin inhibitor-like. Lineage: Eukaryota; Metazoa; Chordata; Mammalia; Carnivora; Felidae. Bases 117 to 488 code for a protein of 123 amino acids. Gene Ontology annotation, molecular function: serine-type endopeptidase inhibitor activity. The transcript has 2 exons. The record is from RefSeq and is a predicted model, not a curated record.